AUGCCUUUAAAGCAUGAACCCUUAACAGAUAAAUUGUUACCAGAUAAAGACACAAUACCAAAUCUUCCUCCAUUAACAUUAGUAAUCAAUUUAGAUCAAACACUUAUUUAUUCUUCUUGGGAUAGAAAACAUGGAUGGAGAACGGCAAAACGACCGGGUGUUGAUUAUUUUUUAUAUGCUGCUUCAAAUCUUUUUGAAGUUGUCAUAUUCACUUCCCAACCUUCUUAUGUUGCAGAACAAAUACUUGCGAAACUUGAUCCACUUGGCAUGGUUCCAUUUAGACUUUUUAGAGAGUCUACACGAUAUGUAGACGGAAAGGUUAUAAAGGACAUUUCCAAAUUAAAUCGAGAUAUAUCUAAAAUAAUAGUUAUGGAUUCUAACCCUGAUGCUUAUUCUUUGCAACCUGAAAAUGUGAUUUCUGUUCCACCAUGGACAGGGGAUCCUAAUGAUAGUUUUUUAGUUGAUACUAUUCCAUUUCUCGAAGGAAUUGCUUUAUUGUUAUCUGAAGUUCAAGAUAUUCGUCCAGUGAUAAAAGAAUUUCGAGGAAAAAAUGUUCCAGAAUUUUAUCUGGAAUGGGAAGAGCAAUGGAAAAAGAAACAUCAACAGGAAUGGGAAAAGGCUAAACCAAGAAAAGAAGGUUUAGCGAGAUUUCUAUCAUUAAUUGGUGGUAAUCAAGUGCAAGAACAAAUUAUGCCACAAUAUCAACAAGCCUUACUUCAUCGUCAGAUGGUUCAUAAUGAGUUAAUAGAACAUUAUAAAUCUGUGAAAGAUAGAGGACCUGAAUUACAACGUGCGAUAGAUGAUUAUGAGAAAAAGUUUCAGGAAAGCAUGAAAAAUCAAAAAAUUACCCAUUGGCAGUUAUUAACUCAGGGACCACCACAAAUUCCAUUUCCACAACCUGAUCAACCUCCUCAAUCACAAUAA
Cetraspora pellucida is the source of this 924-nucleotide messenger RNA. The record is from the annotation of a GenBank genome assembly. Lineage: Eukaryota; Fungi; Glomeromycota; Glomeromycetes; Diversisporales; Gigasporaceae.